Molecule: messenger RNA, 1517 nt
Organism: Notodromas monacha
Lineage: Eukaryota; Metazoa; Arthropoda; Ostracoda; Podocopida; Cyprididae
Source: the annotation of a GenBank genome assembly
CAAAAGAUUCAGGAUGCUCGUUCCUCAUAAAAUUCCCACCAUGGUUACUCAUGAUAUCCGUUCGAUUGUUAAUUUUGCCGAGUAAAACGGUCUCGUCGUGUUGCGGAAUGCAGGAGUCUCCUUCAGGCUUCAGAAUGGCAUGCAAGGACAAACUCCUUGGCAGCAGAAUAUUUUCCAACGGAAUUAUAACGGAGCCAUUAUUCACGAGAUUUGAUGCUGUGUCCACCUUUUCCAUUUGCUGCCAAGCCUUGAUUUUGUGAUCCCACCGGGCAUUGCAUAAAAGCAAAUUGUUGGAAUUGGGGAAAGCCGUCGGGUCCCAUGUGACAUAGAAGUCAUGCUGAGUUUCUAUGUAGUCCAAGUAGAAGGAGUUUUUAUCGUUCCGGGGCUCGUUGAUCACCUGCAAAGGCCCGCUGUGACUUUCUCCGUCUUUGAUCACGAUUUCAAUUGUGAUCCUGGUUGACUCAUACAAGGUUGGUACGAAGCAGAAGGCAAGGUUUUUGUCUUGCACGUAGGCCUGGACUGUCAUGGAGCUGAGUUUGUCGUCGUGGUACCCAUCGUGGAAAACGCAAUUCACGGGGCCAUCGACUGGAAAGCAGGGACCUCUAACCUUGAUUUCUUGGUACCCCAUAACCGCCACUGUUGAUGGCUUUGCUAAGAGGAUGUCUUCAGCUGCUUGUUUGAAAAUUUCUGGCUCAUCCACGAUUUCGCUGUACGACACGCCCUUUUUAUGCGUCGAAGUUGCAUCCACCCAAAAGGGAGCUAUGAUCGGAGGCAUGUCUUCCUUCUCAUCACAAGUGUCAAAAUAUUCUAGGAAAAGUUGGUCGAAUACUAUGUACCCGUUUGGACUUAUGGUGAGAUAUAUCGGAGAAGACAAGCAGUCGUCGCAUACGGGGCCUUCGGUCGUCCCUUUGCCUGGAGGAAGCAUCCCAUUUGUGGCCCGAGUCAGCCACAAUGCGGAAAAGACGUUUGGGAAGCAACUAGUCGCCUUCGCUGUGUCAGGGCUGAAAGGAACUCCGGAUAAUCCCUUCGCUUAUAUGAAAAAAGAUCAUCAUUCUUUGAAAUACGCGCAAGAGGACUUGAACAUCGGAGCUGGCUUUGACAUGAACACUGGGAUAUUCACUGCCCCCGUGGACGGAAUCUACUAUUUUUCAUGGUACGGGUGCGACAAGGAGUACAGUUCAGAUUUCCAUUACAUGGUUUGGAUAAAGCAUGAAGGGCAUCCCGAUGCUCAGAUGCAAGGUAUCAAUAUGCCUUUCCUCCACGGAGAUACUGGGUCCAUUGCGACCAUUUCUACCAAGGGUUACGUGUACAUGAAGAAGGGUGACGUAGUUUCCACUGAAAUAUACGGCUCUCUGUUCUACAGUGUCGAAAAUCCGGGGGGUUUCAAGGAUUUUCCCGAAUAUGUGGGAUUCUCGGAUUUCCGGUGCAAAAAUUGCAGCAUCCGGCGAACAAUGUUACAAAACGAUUCCCAACCAAUAAAGAUUGAUGCUGCAACGUAUUUGUUGGGCAAAGAUUAA